GCCUGCUCCCCUCGUCCAUUGGUUGCGGCGGCGCUUCCGCCCGUGAGGACGCACAGAAAUGGCGGCGGCCGGCGCGGCUUUCUCCUUCUCCUCCGCCUCGUCCUCCUCUGCCGCGCUGCUGCGCCCGGGCUGGGUGCCCCUGAGGCGGUGGCGAGCCCUCGCUCGCAGCACCAGCAGCUCCCCUCGCAGCGCCGCCAGUGACGAAGCAACCGUUAUCUCAGGGACCAAGCUUGCUCACCAGGUUUUGAAAGAGGUCCGAAGGGAUGUGGAGUCGUGGAUAUCUGCUGGGAACCAGAGGCCUCACCUCACUGUCAUCUUAGUAGGAGACAAUCCAGCCAGUCACAUCUAUGUCAGGAACAAGAUAAAAGCAGCUGCAGCCGUGGGCAUUUCUAGUGAGAUCAUACUGAGGCCUAAAGACAUUUCACAGGAGGAGCUCCUGGAUAUGACAGCCAAGCUCAACAAGGAUUCAAGAGUUAGUGGUUUAUUAGUUCAGCUGCCUCUCCCAGAUCACAUCGAUGAGCGGACGGUCUGUAACGCCAUCGCCCCUGAAAAGGACGUGGAUGGCUUCCACAUCAUCAAUGUUGGACGUCUGUGUCUGGACCAGCCUUCCAUAAUCCCUGCCACCGCUGCUGCCGUCUGGGAAAUCAUAAAACGGACGGGAAUACAAACAUUUGGAAAAAAUGUUCUUGUAGCUGGAAGAUCUAAAAAUGUUGGAAUGCCUAUUUCAAUGCUUUUACACACCGAUGGAGAGCAUGAAAGGCCUGGAGGUGAUGCUACAGUGACCAUUACUCACAGGUACACCCCAAAAGAGCAGCUCAAGAUCCAUACGCAGCUCGCUGACAUAGUAAUAGUUGCUGCAGGUAUCCCAAAGUUGAUUACAACUGAUAUGGUCAAAGAAGGUGCAGCUGUGAUUGACGUAGGAAUCAACCAUAUCCAUGAUCCUCUUACAGGAAAAACCAAAUUAGUUGGGGAUGUGGACUUUGAAGAGCUGAACUAAAGUACAGAGAAUUUUCAGGAGUUUGCUUUGCUUUAGCACAUAUGGGAGUAGUAAAGCUGUAACUUUGAGAAGCAUGAACCUGCAUCCUCCUUGUUUGUUUCUCUUCAAACACGAGACCUUGUGCCUGUAAGAAAGGUGUAGAUUCAGUGGCAAGGCCGUGAUUCAGAGUUUCAGCAAUGCGCUGUAUCUGUCUCGUCAUGUCUGCUGUGGGUUCUCGAGAUUUUACCUGGGGGGAGGGAAGAUCCAAAAACGAGGGAGGAACUUCAGCUUGGAUUAUGCCACUGCAGUUACAAGUAGCAUUUCACUGUGCAUUGCCAAAGGGAAGUUGUUGUUGGUUCAUUGGUAUCGGUGAAAGUUUCACUAAAUCUUUAACAACAACAAAAAACAUCCCAGUGUGUACAGUUCUGAGUGCUAGCAAGUAAACCACCUUUGGCAAGCGUUUGGUCUGGCACUUAGGAAAUGAAACAAGCCAGCAUCUUUGUGUAGCCAAUAAUUUUAUCCUUUUCCUCCUUUUUGAUCACUCAGCUGAGCUUAUAUUUAAGGGUAAGUGAAAAUGGUUUCUGCAGGCUGAGGCCAGGCACAAAAAAUGACCGGUGUGACAUGUUGCACCUGUGUAACAUCACGUAGCCCACCAGUGUCUACUGUCUCUUCAUUCACUUCUUCAGGAGAAAAAUGUGGCUGUGGGGAGAGCAGAGGUUUAAGGGGGUGAUCAGAGUUCAAAUUUCACUUACAGAAACAGGUGGAAAUGGCUUCCUUCACCAGGUCAUCUGGCUGAAAAGUUCCUGUAGUGGAAAUGAGUGUUAUUAGAUGGGUGGAAGGUGUUUAGAUUCAGUUGCUUAUCUUGCCAGUACUUGGAUCCCAUCUUCUAAUCUCUGCAGGGUAGGUGAGAGAGUGAAGGUUAUUUUUAUCUCUUAAACAACAAAAGGAUGCAUUUCAGUUCUUCUUUUUUGUGUCUUUCAUUGUUAAAUUCAGUGUACACAUGUGCAAAAAUAAUGGAAUGCCUUUAAACAGUAUUUGCGAUUUCCCCCAUCCCCACGUGUCCUCUUCACUUUGAUGCUCCAAACUGUGCCCACACCAAAACCCAGUAAUUGUUUGGUCCAGAAUACUUUACUGCACAGUUCCAAGGUGUCUAAAAGAACGAGACAGGAGAACACUGUGCACGUGGAGGGCAGCUGUGAAGCACUGAGAUACCCAGCCUGAUACUGCAGGGAUGUAUUAAACUGCAAGUGCAGCUCUCCAUGUAAAACCACCACAGCACACGGAGUGUACCUGCUCAUGUUAAGAUGAAUUUGCCAAAAUCUGUGGUUUGGGGAGUUGCUGUCCUGGUUUCUGGGAGCCUCAGGAGGACGAGUGAAGUGCUGGGGAGGAGGAGAAGCGGUGGCAUCCCUGUGUGAUCCCCAGCACCCUUUAGGUGCUUUUGGGCAGCAAGUUUCAGUGACAGAAAGGGAGAUCUGCUUAAGUGAACAGUGUGGGGCAUGUGUGGGUGUACUUGGCACUGUUUUAUAGGCUUUUGUUGCUACACCUAUAAUGCCAAGGGAGGAGGAGGGCUACAAGGACCAGGAACAUGAAAUAAAGCAACAACUUACCCAGAACGUUUAGCUGAAACAGCUCUUUUGGGUGGAGCAUCAUUUCCAGGAGUAACUGGUAGAGCAGGGUAGUAACACGCCACUGUAGUGGCUCACCUUUGCAAGUGGAACUGGAAAUACCAAUUAAAUCAAAGUUGCUUGUAUUUCUUUACAAUUCCUUCCACAGUUUUGACAAACAGCACUGCUGAUUGUUGGGUCUUCAUUAGAUGCCUCUGUAGAAAAGAAAUUCUUUGUGCAAGAUGUUUGUGAUGUGAUGUAGUUGUGAUAUCAGUGGAGAGCUUUACACGUGAGAACUGUUCUUUCUGACUUGACGUUGUGGAAGAUAUUCUGGAACAUUGGUGGCACCAUGAGCAGGGAGGGAUUCCCAGCGCUGAGCAGCAGAAGAGUAACAACAAGUAACUGAUGUGGUCCAAGGUGAUGGGGCUAUAUUAUGCAUUGUCUCUGAGUGAGUUUGACCACCACAAUCUUCAAAUCUAAUUAAUUAAUGGAAGUGGUGGUCCUUCAGCUGUACCUUCACAGCAGUGUGCAGGAAGCCUGGGCUCUGUGACAGCAGCUGCAUCUGCCGGUGUUUGCUGCCUCUCCGCGUUCAUUGUGGUACCUGCCCGGCUAUAGGCUGCUCCUCACUUAUUGAAUCCUUUCCAAAUUAGCUCCCUGUGCAGCUUUCCCAAACAGUGGUCACAAAACCAGAAUGUGCCAGGUGCUUUUGCUAGAGCUUUAGUUAGUUGUUAGUAGUUUCUCGGUUGAUUUGGAAGAUCUGCCAUUCAUUUUGCCAUGAAGAAGAGCCCGGUCUGUGUAAUCACAUCACGAUUCUGCUGCCCUGCAGACACUGGGGGAACCGUGGCCUGUUGUUGUGCUCCAUGAGAGCGAGGAAUGAAUGGAAAGGUUUGUGUUAGGCUGUGACAGCAGCCAGAAGGCCAGGCUGGCUGCUGGCUAACUGGGGUCAGUGAGCUGCUGCAGGGCCAGUCGAGGUUCUUCUGCACUGAAGAGGGUGGUGUUCAGGGGCCUUACUGAUACAUACUGUUUGAGUCACGACACUGAGCCAUAAUUCCUUGCUUUUCCUUUAUAUUGAAAUUAAAAUAGCUGCAGUAAGAGAAGGAUAAGAAAAAGAAGGAACUCUGAGAAAUGGAGUAGAUGCUCGCCGGUUGGUAUCCCACAGUGGGUAGUGAGAAGAAUCCCAGAACAUGGGAUACGUGGUGUGACUGCUGAGCACAUGAUUUCACACUUGGGCAGUGCUGCAGGGAUGCAGGGAUCUGGUGUAGCUUUACAGGGACUCGUAAAGCCUUGUGGAAACAGUGCUUAGGCAGGAAUUCCUCUGCAUCACUUAAUGCAGAUGCACAAGACCCAGAACUGCCUUCAGGUUGAGACUUGCCAUUGGUUUGUGUGAUUAACCCUAUUAGGUGUCUGAUGUCCUCAGCUUUAAAGGAACCUAAGAAUGAAGGGCUGUUUCCAAAGCAGUGGAUCCUGUUUUUCAAGGAAACAAUCUACAUUUCAUUUCUUCUGAAGAAUCAAAGGAAGAUUUCAAGGUUCUACAGAAGCUGCAAAAUAGCAGCUCCUCCCCCAUAGGCUUCUAAUUUGCA
Parus major (Great Tit) is the source of this 4160-nucleotide messenger RNA. Its product is annotated as methylenetetrahydrofolate dehydrogenase (NADP+ dependent) 2 like. Gene Ontology annotation, biological process: tetrahydrofolate interconversion. The record is from RefSeq and is a predicted model, not a curated record. Lineage: Eukaryota; Metazoa; Chordata; Aves; Passeriformes; Paridae. The coding region runs from base 59 to 997 and encodes 312 amino acids. Gene Ontology annotation, cellular component: mitochondrion. Gene Ontology annotation, molecular function: methylenetetrahydrofolate dehydrogenase (NAD+) activity; methylenetetrahydrofolate dehydrogenase (NADP+) activity; methenyltetrahydrofolate cyclohydrolase activity. The transcript is spliced from 8 exons.